GCUUUAUUGGCUGGAAUGAAGUACUUCAAGAAAGAAAAGGCAGAGAAGUUAGAGAAGGAACAGAAAUGAACAAUAGGAAAGCCUUUACUUGGAGGACCUUUCUCACUGGUUGAUCACAGUGGAGAACCCAAAACUGAUAAGGACUACCUGGGACAAUGGAUACUGAUUUACUUUGGUUUCACUAAUUGUCCUGAUAUCUGUCCAGAGGAACUGGAAAAAAUGAUAGCUGUAGUGGAUGAAACUGAUAGUAUUCCAACUCUGCCAAAUUUAAAACCACUUUUCAUCACUAUUGACCCAGAGAGAGACAACAGAGAAGCUGUUGCAAGAUAUGUGAAAGAAUUUUCUCCCAAGCUAGUUGGCUUGACAGGUGGUCCAAAAGAGAUUGAUCAAGUUGCCAGAGCAUACAGAGUUUAUUACAGCCCAGGACCAAAGGAUGAAGAUGAGCACUAUAUAGUGGAUCAUACGAUAAUAAUGUACUUGAUUGGUCCAGAUGGUAAAUUUCUGGAUUAUUUUGACCAAAACAAGAAGAAUACAGAAAUAGCUGGCUCAAUUGCUGCACACAUGAGAGAUCACAAGAAGAAACACUAAAAU
Messenger RNA from Dromiciops gliroides (monito del monte), 591 nucleotides. RefSeq names its product protein SCO1 homolog, mitochondrial-like. The transcript has a single exon. NCBI's taxonomy places the organism in Eukaryota, Metazoa, Chordata, Mammalia, Microbiotheria, Microbiotheriidae. Gene Ontology annotation, biological process: mitochondrial respiratory chain complex IV assembly. The record is from RefSeq and is a predicted model, not a curated record.